This is a messenger RNA of Colletotrichum karsti, 1587 nucleotides long. RefSeq lists its product as uncharacterized. Lineage: Eukaryota; Fungi; Ascomycota; Sordariomycetes; Glomerellales; Glomerellaceae. The transcript has 5 exons. The record is from RefSeq and is a predicted model, not a curated record. The coding region runs from base 1 to 1587 and encodes 528 amino acids.
AUGAGAUGCGCCAGGUCAGUCACAUUCGGCCACGGCCAGGUCAUCAGGAAGCAAGCGACACCCAGACAAGACCGCCCGGCGCAGCCCCGACCGCCUCCGAGGGAUGCCUCCACCACCGUGGCACCCCGGCCGCCGCCGCCGCCGCCAGCUGCGAACGCCAUCUCCACCGCGGUGGCAUCCCGGGCACCAGCUGCUCCUCUCGGCAGCAGCCAGGUGCGCACCACGACGACCACAAACAACACUGUCCGCCAGCACUCCUCGCGGACGAACAUCAUGAAUCAGAACAACAACGUCUACAACACAACCAUCCACGCCACCUCUCGCUCCGAGUCGUCGACUUCACGUCCAGGGCCCGACGAGAACCCACUCCCGCAGCCGCCGUCACGUUGGCUAGCCUGGGUAUCUCCGGCAUGGCCAUGGCUGAACGCCGCCCUCGCAGUCGUCAAGGCCGUACUCGGUUCCUGUACCAAACCCCUGGUCAUCGUGUGUGUCGUCCUCCUCCUCGUCAAUUUCCUCGCCACCAGCAUCGGCAACGCCCUCUCAUCUUCAUCGACCUGGAUCCGAGCACUCCAGAUCCCCGCAUGGCUGACUUAUCUUCCGUUCCUGAGCCGCGGUGACGGGAACACGGAACCCAGCGCGCAGGAGACACCACCAGGCACCACCCCGGUCCCGCCACCGGCAACAGAGCUCACACAGACGUUCAGUGAGGGCAUCCGUGGUGCCGUCGCCGUACACUUCACUGCCAACGAGAUCUGGCGCCACCUCGCCCGUUUGGCAUCCCUCGAGAUAGCGCAGCCACUGCUACGGCCAUCACCCUGGCCCGAGACGCGAGCCUCCGCCAACACGCUGCGCCAGCACAGCGACGACCUCCGCUCGGCGACGGAACAAAGACAAGCCUCCGUGCGGCGGGGCAUGGCCCGGCUCCAGCGGGAUCUCGACAUGUUCCCCGCGCAAGACGCCGUCCCGGAGAGCGGCAUGUUGGGUCGUGUGGUCGCGGCUAUCGUCACCCGUGUGAAGAGCCUCUUUCUCACCCCGGAACAGAUGCUGACCGAGCCGUGGCUGACGGCGCUCCGGCGUCUGGGCACCCUGCACGACCUGCUCGCCGAGGCCAGGGCCCGCCUGGACGAGGACAUGGACAAGAUGCAGGCGUGGGAGGUGGGCACCGCGCUGAGGAGCGUGAGCGUUCAGUCUUGUGCCGUUGCGGAGGAGUUCAACGGCGAGCUCCGCGGGCUUGAUGGCCACGCCGUCGGUCAAGACCCCAACGAGACCCCGGACGGGACGGUCGAGAUCUUCCGCAACACGGUGAUGCAGGCCUCCCGCGUGAGCAGUUUCGGAUGCCGCGUUUCGCGUGAGGCCCAGGGUUGGUGGGGAACCAGGCUUGAGCAGGCCAGACGGGAGCAUGAUUGGCUUGCGGAGGAGCAGGACAUGGUGCGAUCGAUGAUGGACUCCAUCAGGGCGGGCAACGAGGCAAAGACGACGGGUCAAGUCGAGGAGAGGAUGAGAGACAUCCUUCGUAGAUGGCGGGGGCAGGCGGACAAGUGCUGGGGUGGUGAUGGACUUCUUCCGGGAACCGACCUGGACUGUUAG